AGCAAUCAGUUGAACACGUGUGAGUCAACAAAUUCCGUUCAACGGUCAACAACUAAUAAAUUUUCAACAUUUUAAUUUUAAGUGUAUAAUACACUGUAUUCCAAUUAUUAGAAUUUUCAAACAUUUGGGACUACAUUGUUAUCGUCAGGAGCCAAUAAAAUGGAGGGGGAAGACGCAAUGCUUCUUGAACAAAAUUGUCGAUACUACCCUUCAUGUCGGAAGAGUAUGUGGGACUCAAGUAGUUGUGGGUGUGCCACUGCAGAAAGUGAUACCGAAACGGAAUGGAGACAACAUUCCAUCUUGCCCUACAUCGAAAAUCAAAAGUACACUUUCGGAAGCAUGUACACCUCGAGGGAGGAACAGGGCGAAUUCAUCUUUGUGCAGACCAAGAAAAAUCCCGGAAAUCUGGCCGAGAUAACCUGUUCAAGUGGAAAUUACUGGAUCACACCGGGCGGGAAAAGAGUUGUUUUGAUCAAUGAUGACCAGUUGAAGAAAAACUGUCGCACGAAACUCAACUAUGGCGACAAGAUUGCUUUACUCGGAAAAGUUCGACCGAGACGUGGACUUCAUCCAACGAUUAAGCACGAAUCCCUUAAUGGAUUCUUCCUAUUUAAAGAAUGUCGUCGUGCUAUGGAACGACAAGAAGGGGAGGAACCGAGCAUGCCAGAUGACGAGGAAAAAGUUACCUUCACACCAGGACAAAAUUACCUCGUAUUGUCCCACAUUUUUUCUUACCUCCCGUUCAAAACUCUGAAGAUCGCACGAUUAGUAUGCAGUCAAUGGGACGAGGAAGCUACUCGGAUUCUAAAGAAAAAAUCCACCGUUGUCUUGGACUUUGAUUGCCGACACAAUUAUCAACACCCAAUGGGGUCGAUGAGGUUGCUUCGAUACGUUAAAGAAAUGAAAAACCUCCAUCCUAACAGUUUGUACUUGAGGCUGCCGCCUUUCCCACCAGCGCAUCGUAACUUAGAAGGAGGAAAAUUAGCCGUGAAACUGGUUGACGAUCUGAACUGGUUUUUGCAACUGGAUCGAUCUCGUCACAUCACACGGUUGAAUUUGGGUGGACCAAUCUUCUCAGGAUUCGACUACAAAAUCCAUCUCGCCAUUCUCAAGAAACUCCAAGCAACCCUUUGCGAACUAGAGUUAGCUUGGUAUUUUGACUUCUGGGACGAAUCUAGUGAUGACUUCGCUUUUCUGACGGAGGACCUCCAUCUUAACAAGCUCGAAGUAUUCAUCUUCUCCAUUCAUGCGGAUCGCGUCCCUGCCAAAGUCCUCUUGGCCAUCAUGUCCUCCUGGGCGACAGCAAUUCAAGGCAUCAAAACCUUGAAACUUAAUUGCCAUUCUAACGACGAAAGGAACUUAAUCAACUGCUUGCUAAAGUAUGAUAAGCCUCUUCCGAAAUUGGAAGCUUUUAUUGGCCAAUCGACACGCCAAAUUGUUCUUGACUUACUUUUGAAGUUGACUAAUCCCUUGAAGACGUUGAAAUUGAACAGGUUAGUAUGUUUGGAACGACGAGAGAAUUUCGCCAGUUUGGAAAAUUUAAUCCAGAAGCACGCCCGUACAUUGGAAGAGUUUGAGUUCAUUUAUGACGUCGACCAGCAAAAUCUCGAAGCUCUCCACCUACCCAUUUUUCCCCGACUGAGAACCCUUUCUGUCGGAUGGUGGAAACUUUCCGACCUGAAAAUUUGUUUCCCCUCUGCACAUGAUAACGACGAUGUCCUCGACUAUGAGAGGCACCUUCCCAGACUUGACGCCCUCUCGCUAUCCAUGUUCCCAUCUAUCCAUCCAAUCACUGCUUCAUGGGCAGAUCAACGAAGCAAACUGGAGAUUUUUUUCCCCACACGUGACCGAAAUGGGGAGCCUAUUGAGACGAGAUGUGUCACCUUGAGGAAACUUGAUUCACGUGUCUCCCUCCCGUUUGCACGACGUGCUUGGUCGCAAAUCGAGUUUCCUGCCGACCUCCCAAUCAGCGAUAUGUUCCCAAACGUGUGGAAUGAUUGGAUGACGAGGCGAAGGACCGAGGAGUCAUCCCCACCAUCAACAAAGGAAUCAUUACCAGUGGCGAUAUGAAGGUCAACUGUAAACCAGUACAGUGACAAUACAUCAGAAGAGUCACCCAAUUAAAAAUGACGAAUUUCAAUUUACUUGUAUACUCCGGAUAGGUACGGUUUGUUUUUAGGUUUAGUCUUUGGUGUUUUUAUUUUAAAAAUUUGUGCCUUAAACUUUUUUCUGGCAUUCGUAAAUCCCUUUUGCCAAGUCCUUGCGUGCGAAAUCUUAUCAGAAAUAUGUAAAUAAAUAAUCGCAAAUGUCCAAAA
This is a messenger RNA of Folsomia candida, 2315 nucleotides long. RefSeq lists its product as uncharacterized. The record is from RefSeq and is a predicted model, not a curated record. The transcript has 5 exons. Gene Ontology annotation, molecular function: protein binding. The coding region runs from base 160 to 2070 and encodes 636 amino acids. NCBI's taxonomy places the organism in Eukaryota, Metazoa, Arthropoda, Collembola, Entomobryomorpha, Isotomidae.